GAUCGUAAGCUACUCGCGUUGCCAACACGUCUGGGACGUCUUGGCAUACCCAUUCUCUCGGAUAUGUGUACCAUGGAGUUUGAGAAUUCCACACAUUCCAAAACAUGUCAGGGCCUUACAGAGAAGAUCUUCGAGCAGAAUAAUGUCAGAGAAGACAGACCUGCCGAGCCAGUCCAGAGAAUACGUCGUUUUGUAACUGAUGAGAAGAAAGAGAGAAACAAAGUCCAACUCGAACUUCUGCGAUCGACCAUGUCAGCAGAACAGAUUCGCGCCAAUGAUCUUGCUCAGUUGAAAGGUUCUUCAAUCUGGCUGACAGCUCUUCCACUUACUGACGACGGAUAA
Paramuricea clavata is the source of this 342-nucleotide messenger RNA. Lineage: Eukaryota; Metazoa; Cnidaria; Anthozoa; Malacalcyonacea; Plexauridae. The record is from the annotation of a GenBank genome assembly.